This is a messenger RNA of Lampris incognitus (smalleye Pacific opah), 4255 nucleotides long. It is a transcript of the gene grk5l, whose product is annotated as G protein-coupled receptor kinase 5 like. Gene Ontology annotation, molecular function: G protein-coupled receptor kinase activity; ATP binding. Lineage: Eukaryota; Metazoa; Chordata; Actinopteri; Lampriformes; Lampridae. The coding region runs from base 423 to 2177 and encodes 584 amino acids. Gene Ontology annotation, cellular component: cytoplasm. Gene Ontology annotation, biological process: signal transduction; protein phosphorylation; regulation of signal transduction. The transcript is spliced from 16 exons. The record is from RefSeq and is a predicted model, not a curated record.
CGGAGCCUGUAGUAGCCGAGUGUUCCGCUGCACUUCAUCCGAUGGCAAGAAUGCGUUAAAGGGUCUGUGUCGGUUGCACUGAAAGGGUUUAAACCGAUAUAUUCUGUCCGGAGGAGAUUCCGCAUCAAAUUACGCAUGGAACGGUUUCGGGGGAUCGCAGUAGAAAUGCAGCGCUGCACUUCUAGCCCACAACAAGAGCCAUACCCUGGUCACAUUACAAGCAGCUCUAUGAUAUCCUGUUUAUCUCCGACCACUCUGAUAUGAGUACGAGUUGCUCGAAUAUAGACGAGGAGUAAAAAAAAGAAAAAAAAGAAAAAAGACAAAAGAACAGAUAUUCCACCACCUGAAGGACGCCGUUUUUUUUUUCUGCAGACGUUUUGUGCACCGAAAAUCUCGUCAUUUAGGAUUUUUUGUUUUGUUUGAUGGAGCUGGAGAACAUAGUAGCCAACACUGUACUGCUAAAAGCAAGAGAGGGUGGAGGAGGCAAACGGAAAGGGAGGAGUAAAAAAUGGAAGGAGAUCCUUCGCUUCCCACACAUAAGCCAGUGCACUGAGCUGGGCAACAGCAUUGAGAGGGACUAUGUCAGCCUGUGUGAGAAACAGCCCAUUGGACGGCUUCUCUUCCGUCAGUACUGUGAGACGAGACCUGAACUGCUGCGAUGCAUCAAUCUACUGGACGCAAUGGAAGACUAUGAGGUGACGCCCGAUGAAAAAAGGAAAAGCAGAGGGGACCAGAUCAUCCAGAAGUUUCUCUCUAAAGAAUCGUCUGACUGUGUAGGCAUAGCAGAGGUCUAUGCAGACCAGUGCAGAGAGAACCUUGAACUCAGCCCUUGUAAGGAGAUCUUCAGCGAAUGUCGCAAGGCCCUCCACGACCAUCUGAGCGGUGCUCCGUUCUCGGACUACCAGAACAGCAUGUACUUUGACCGGUUCCUGCAGUGGAAGAUGCUGGAGAGGCAACCGGUCACUAAAGACACAUUCAGACAGUACCGAGUGCUGGGGAAGGGGGGAUUCGGAGAGGUGUGCGCUUGCCAGGUCAGAGCGACGGGAAAGAUGUACGCCUGCAAGAAGCUGGAGAAGAAGCGAAUCAAGAAGAGGAAAGGGGAGUCCAUGGCCCUCAAUGAGAAACAGAUCUUGGAGAAAGUCAACAGCAGAUUUGUUGUGAGUUUAGCAUAUGCAUAUGAGACCAAAGACGCUCUGUGUCUGGUGCUGACCAUAAUGAACGGUGGGGACCUGAAGUUUCACAUCUACAACAUGGGCACGCCGGGCUUCGAGAAGGACAGGGUCCAGUUCUACGCUGCUCAGAUCUGCUGUGGCCUCGAGCACCUGCACAGGGAAUCCAUCGUCUACAGGGAUUUGAAACCAGAGAACAUCCUACUAGACGACAACGGACACAUCCGUAUUUCAGACCUGGGGCUAGCCAUCAAAGUGCCUGAAAGGGAACUCAUCAGAGGAAGAGUGGGGACAGUUGGCUACAUGGCUCCAGAAGUGAUCAACAACGAGAAGUACGGCAUGAGUCCCGACUGGUGGGGGCUGGGCUGCCUCAUUUACGAGAUGACGGCGGGGCGAUCCCCCUUCCGCGCGCGUAAAGAACGAGUGAAACGGGAGGAGGUGGAGAAGAGGGUACAGGAGGAGGAGGAGGAGUACAACGAGAAGUUUUCGGAGGACACCAAGGCCAUCUGUAAGAUGCUGUUGACCAAAGACCCCAAGCAGAGGCUGGGGUGCCAGGCGGAAGGGGCGGCGGGGGUGAAGGCGAACCCCUUCUUCAAAAACAUCAACUUUAAGAGGCUGGAGGCCGGGAUACUGGAGCCUUCCUUUGUGCCCGAUCCCCGGGCAGUGUACUGUAAGGAUGUGUUGGACAUAGAGCAGUUCUCGACGGUAAAGGGAGUAAAUCUGGACCAAACUGACAAUGACUUCUAUUCCAAAUUCGCUACAGGCAGUGUUUCCAUCCCAUGGCAGAAUGAGAUGAUAGAAACUGAAUGUUUCAGUGAUCUGAAUGUGUUCGGGCCUCAUGGGUCGAGACCCCCAGAUCUGGACUGGAAUCAGCCCCCAGAGCCCCCCAGACGCAGCCUGCUGGACAGGAUCUUCAGGAGGCAUCACCCAGAGGUGUCCAUCGCUCACAGUCGAGUGCAGUCUUCCAGCGUGAAUUCUGUGGACUCCAUGUCCAACUCUGCCCCCUAGUGGCAUAACAACCGUAUGGAGCCGCACGCAAAGGGAAGGAGCUCCAAGGGCUACCCCAUUGCUGAUUGGUUUACAGUCAGGCCUGAACAGCAGCCGGAGACAGCCUGUCUAAGCUUAAUGGUCAGCCCGUGGAGGGGAAACUGACCAUCACCAGGCACUGAGACCCUGGGCAUUUGCUUAAUGACGCAGAGACGUUUGGGAAUACUCAAUAUAAUACUCACCCUCAGGAUUGCUGGACUAUAGAACAGAGCCACUGAUGUUGACGAAAAAGUAAAGAAAACAAGCUAAUAUUCAGGGGAUCCACUGUCUAAGAAAGACCAGCACAGGGAAUUGGCAAUAGGGUCUUGGUGGAAAAUGUGUUUUCUUGCUGGUUUCCAUGAAAAAGGAAAUCUUGUUUUUUUCGACUCAUUCUCAGCCUGUCUCUCUGUGACCUAAUUUCUGCUAUCUUCGUCUUUCCGUCUGCAUCUCCUCCUCUCCUCUCCCCCGUCUCGUCACCUCUGCACCUCUCGUUCACUCUUUCUUAGUACCUCUCUUGUCUAGUUUUCCACUUUCCAUACCUCAGAUUACUCAGAAACAUUCACAUUAAAUCGAUAACUUCGCCUCAACAGCCUCAACACAUAAUGAACCUUGCCUUGCGUACACUCAGGCCAAAGAUACAGUUUAGUUUUGUGAUACUGUUGUCAUGUUGUUUUGUUGGUUUUGAAGGUUGACAUCACUUAGAGCCACCAUGUGUCAGAAUGUAGACUGCCUGGGCCCAUGUUUAUGUACAUUCUCUAAAUAUGAGCCUGCAGACAUAUCAUAUUGCUUAGAGCAAACACACACACACACGCACACACACAAACACACACACACACACACACACACACACACACACACGCAAAGAAUUGUGAGAACUGAGUUGUGUUUUCGUUGCAUGGACAAGACAAAGUAUGGACAACUGUAUCCCUGGCUUCUGCAUACCUCAUUCCACUGAUGUUACCAUUGUAUACUGUACAACACAAAUGAAAAUCCUCACCCUGGGUUUACAGUGUCACUUUAUAAUUGAGAUUACGUGGAGUUUGAAAUCCUUAAUUGAUAUGCUGUACAGAAAUAUCUUUUUUGUUAUUUUCUGCACAGUCCCCGUUGGGUGGAAAGGAACACAUGCACUCAGCUGACUAAAAAGUUGCACAAUAUUGAAAAAAUAUAUAUAUAUAUAUCAUGCUGUUGUUUUCAUCUAAUGAAAAGGUUUUUACAGUAAAUAUGUUUUACCUCUGACCGUAAUGGCACAUUAUUAUAUUGAAACAAUUGUUACACAAUUCUUACUCACGUUUUUGUUUUUUUUGUUUUUUUUUUUUGUUUUUUUUUUUUAAGUUGCAGCACACGAAACUGAUUCUGCAGUUUGGAGGCAUCCUUGCCCUCUCACCAUGCCUUUUCUGACUCCAAAAUAUUGCUGCAUAGCCAUGUUUGUCUGGUGCCCACUUUAUUUUUUUCUUCUUCUUUGUUUCUUUUUUUUUUUUUUGCCCCUACCCCUUACACGUAUUGCGUUGCAUGCGCUCCAGUAUGCCUCGGCAAUCUAAAAGGGUCUUCCUUUUGUUUCCCUCACACUCAUCUGCAGACACAGGGUAUGCGAAGGCUACCCGGGGGUUUGGUCUCGUAGGGGGUGUGGACUGAUUUAUGCGGUCGGUCCAGCGCGUUGACGUCUGAGGGGGAGGGGGGGACGCCAGGAUCACGCCAACACACAAAGAAGUGGCCUUCUUACAGUAGCACAGCGAAUCAGAAGGGAGGAAGAGCUCGUGCUCUUCUGCUCGUUUUAGAAUGUGAUGCUGAACGAUAAGGGGUUCAUGCAGUGACUUAAUCGUCCUCACUAAUUUCACACGGGCCUGUUUGUUUUCUUCUUUUUUUUUGGUCCUCUGUGUGCUUGAUAAAGAAAAUUAAAUCUAAAUGAAAAUGAAGUGCCUCCUUGUUAGCAUGAUUUCCCAGGCAACGCCCACACAGACAUCAGCACUUUGUUCAUUAGCUCCCUCUCAUCGUCUUAUUUUGUUUCGUUUGGGAAACAAAUUCACACACGCACACACUUUAUUGGAAUGUGGUGGGGGGGA